GCGGCGCCGGGCGGGCGGCGAUGGACGGGCAGCGCCCGGCGGGCCCCGCCGCGCCGCGCUGGAGGAGGCGGGCGACCCCCCGGCCGCAGCCCCUCGCCUGGAGCAAGCCCCGGCCGCAGUCGUACCAGAGCCCCAGCGGGCUGCUCGUCACCGACUUCCCCGUGGAGGACAGGUGCGCCUUCACCGUGACCCAGCCCGCCGGCACCGUCAGCCCCGACAUGGGAUCCGUGUCCAACGGCACCGUGCGGCCGCCCCGCUCGCCCGGGCUGUCCCCGGAGCGCUCCCGGCUGCUCACCCUGGCUCCGGACAGCCGUGUCGGUUCGACCGCCAACGGCACCGUCCCCGCGCCGGGCAGCGGGCAGGGCCGCCGGGCCCGGCCGCCCAGGACUGCGGGGCUGGCCCCGCACCAGGACCGCAUCGUGUUCGCGGCCAGCGCUCAGCCCGCGCCGUGCGGCCGGGCCGCCGAGCCCCCGGGGGUACCGGGAGGAUCCCCUGGAGUCGGCCGGACCUCCGAGCCCCCGAAGGGAUCCCCCAGAAUCGGCCGGACCGCCGAGCCCCCGGGGGCAUCCUCUGGAGUCAGCCGGAUCGCCGAGCUCCCGAAGGGAUCCCCCGGGAUCGGCCGGACCGCGGAGCCCCCGAAGGGAUCCCCCAGAAUCGGCCGGACCGCCGAGCUCCCGGGGGCAUCCCCUGGAGUCAGCCGGACCGCCGAGCCCCCGGAGGGAUCCCCCGGGAUCGGCAGGGCUGCCGAGCCCGCGGAGGUGCCGGGAGGUCCCCCCGCGGAGCCCCCCGCGCUGCUGAGCACGCACAGCCCCGCGGCGCGGAAGGUGGGCUCGCAGCAGCUGAUCCCGCUCAGCCUGGCCGAGAGCCGGCCCGCGGGCCGGGCCCAGGGCCACGACCGGCUGCUGAAGGCUCGGAGCAUGGUGGAGACCCCCCGGCUGCCCCUGGGCAGCGACGCCGAGGACGAGCCCGAGGGCGGCCCGGGCAGCCCGGGGACGCUGCGGCGAGGGCUCCGCUCCACGUCCUACCGCCGGGCCGUGGUGAGCGGGGUGGACCUGGACGGCUCCGCCAACUGCAAGAAGAAGAACAGAAUGUCCCAGCCCAUCCUGAAAGCCGUGGUCGAGGAUAAAGAGAAGUUUUCGAGCCUGGGCAGGAUAAAGAAGAUGCUGAAAGGCCAAGGGACGUUCGAUGGGGAAGAAAAUGCUGUGUUAUAUCAGAACUAUAAGGAAAAGGCUCUGGACAUAGAUUCUGAUGAAGAGUCUGAGCCCCGAGAGCAGAAAUCGGAUGACAAGGUUGUUUUUCACUACAAGCCCCUGAGGUCGACGUGGAGCCAGCUCUCUGUGGUGAAGAAGAACGGAUUGUCAGAAGCCAUCAGCCAGGAGGAGAGGAAGAGGCAGGAGGCAAUAUUUGAAGUGAUCUCUUCUGAGCACUCUUAUUUGCUGAGCUUGGAGAUUCUGAUCCGGAUGUUUAAAAAUUCCAGGGAACUGAGCCUCACAAUGACCAAAACAGAGAGCCACCACCUCUUCUCCAACAUCACAGAUGUUUAUGAAGCAAGCAAAAAGUUCUUUGAAGAGCUGGAAGCGAGGCACCAGAACAACAUCUUCAUCGAUGACAUCAGUGACAUCGUGGAGAAACACGCGGCCUCCUCCUUCGACCCCUACGUGAAGUACUGCACCAACGAGGUGUACCAGCAGCGCACCCUGCAGAGGCUGCUAGCCACAAAUCCAGCGUUUAAGGAGGUGCUGUCCCGGAUCGAGUCCCACGAGGAUUGCAGGAAUUUGCCCAUGAUCUCCUUCCUCAUCCUUCCCAUGCAGAGAGUCACUCGUCUCCCCUUACUGAUGGAUACCAUUUGCCAGAAAACUCCCAAGGAUUCAGCAAAAUAUGAGAACUGCAAGCAGGCUCUAAAAGAAGUCAGCAAGCUGGUCCGUCUGUGCAACGAGGGCGCUCGGAAGAUGGAGAGGACGGAGAUGAUGUACACCAUUAACUCCCAGCUGGAAUUCAAAAUCAAGCCCUUUCCACUGGUUUCCUCUUCACGGUGGUUGGUGAAAAGGGGCGAAUUAACAGCAUAUGUAGAAGACACUGGACUUUUUUCCAAAAGAACCUCUAAGCAGCAGGUCUACUUCUUCCUCUUCAACGAUGUCCUCAUCAUCACCAAGAAGAAGAGUGAGGAGAGUUACACGGUGACGGAGCACUCGCUGCGGGAGCAGCUGGUGGUGCAGCCCUGCGAGGAGGAGCCCGGCUGCUCUCCCGGGAGGAACGCGGUGCUGCACUCGCGGGGCUCUGCCGCCCACCUCUUCAGGCUGCUGGUGCUCAGCAACCACGCGGGGGACAGGGUGGAGAUGCUGCUGGGAGCAGAGACUCAGAGUGACAGAGCGCGGUGGAUCACAGCGCUGGGGCAGGACAGCGACGGGCUGCACACGGACAGGACCACUCUGGCUCAGGUGGAGAUCAUCAGGACAUACACAGCCAAGCAGGCCGAUGAACUGUCCCUCCAAGUGGCUGAUGUCGUUCUGGUUUAUCAAAAAGUGAAUGAUGGCUGGUACGAGGGGGAGCGGCUGCGGGACGGGCAGCGGGGCUGGUUCCCCAUGGAGUGUGCCAAGGAGAUCACCUGCCGUGCCACCCUGGACAAGAACAUGGAGCGCAUGGGGCGCCUGCUGGGGCUGGAAACCAACGUGUAGCAUGGUCCUGUCCCCACACCACGCUCUGCACCCGCUGCUGGGGGCUCCCUGUGGGACAGGGGGCACCGGAGCCCACACCCCCUUCACCAGAGCACUGAUAUUUGGAUACUCGUGUCCGUCCUCACUUUGCCUUCCCAGAGCUCUGAACUGAAGCCUGGUUAGACCAGGAGCAGAGUGCAGCUCCCAGCAGUGUCCUGGGAGCUCAGCUCUGCAUCCUUCUCACUCGUGUUCCAGUUCUGGCUUCAGUUGCUCCAUCCUUGCCUCCUUCCAUUCUUGCUCCCUCCGUUUUUCAGCAUCCUGACUUGCUUUCCCCAGAGCUGCAUAGGAUAAAGGACAGCAGAUGUGGGCCCCAUCCAUGAAGCUGGAGGUGAACAGCAAUGCUGGGGGUGUCCCAAAGGGCUGUACUGGGACAGUCCCAGUACCAGCCAGGGUGUUAAUGGGAUACUUCCCACUCAUGUCAGAACCUGUGUGACCUGAACUAGAAUAACCAGCUCUGUACUUCAGGAAGGCCAACCUACCUCUCCAGUGCAAAUCCAGGGACAGCCCAGGCCUUGGCACAAGCAAUGCUGGCAGAAGCUCCAGAAGAAUCCAGAGCUGUGCCUCCAGCUGGAGUGAUCUCUAACAAACACUGUCAGGCAGCUUUUAGUUCUGCAGGGGUGAAAGGAUUUCUGAAAGCAAAACCAAGGUACCACACUCUGCAAAAGCAGGUGGUGCUGAUGCAUCUUGGCCCAGGUAUUUUAGCAGAGAGUAACUGCUGGAAAUGGGGCCGAUUUGUUCCUGGUUUCCUCAGGUGUUUAACGAGCUCCUGUGCUUCAGUUACUGUUUCAGAGCAGGAGUUUGCUGGGCCGCAGGAACAUGAAGUACUUUGGUCUGGGACUGGGGGGUUUCUGCUCUUCAGUACUGGAGAUCAAUUCUUUCCAUGUUCUGCUGAACUCCGUUUACCUGCACCUUUAUCAUCCUGUGGGAUCCACAGCAGAGGGAGAGUGAAGAGCUGCACAGUUUGGUUGGGGUGCCAGGUCUCCUCUCUGUUGUGGCACCAUCAGAGAGCUCGGGCAGUGCCCGAGGAACAGCCUGGCAGGAGCUGUGCUGGUGCUGCCCCGGGCUCACAGUGCCCUGCACACCCCAGUGCCCCUCCUGCUGUGAGAACGGGGCAGCCCGGGCUGAGCAGAGCUCAGUGGGACUGUGGGAUGCAAACCCUCACCCGGGUAAGGACCAGUUGCUGGCUCAGCAGCUACAUACUGCUCACUACAAACGAGGGGACAACUUGUAGUACCAAGGCUUGCUUCUUGUUGCCUUCCCCAGCCUCAGAACAGGGGCUGGAGGUUGUUUUAUAGUCUGUAAUAUGCUGAUUUCAUUGGUGAGUGAAUUGGGUGUUUGUAAAGAUGUCUGUCUCUAACAAUUUAAACUGUAUUAGGAAGGCAAUAAUUUUGUACAAAAGUACUUACCUGGACGGUCUGACAGUGGUUAUACAGCCUUGUAAAUUAAUUUAAAAGAGGACUGAUAAAAUAGUAAUGACAGAAACUGUAAAUUGAACAAAGACUUAUUUAACAUAGUAAAAAGACUGCUACUGUUUUAACAAAUUUAUUGUAUACAGGCAGAUGUUUAACACAUAACUGAAUGUAUAAAUCCAGGCAUUAAUUUUAUUCAGAUUUUUUUAAUACCUUGUAUAUAUUUUUCAUACCUAGUUUUUCCAAAAAUGCUGUAAUGUUUUUUAAAGACAUUUUUCAUUUUUCCUAUCGUUGGACACAGUUCUUCAGGAAUUAAAGACUUCUAUGAUUUUAUAGGACAACAAUCAAUAAAAUGCUUUUAAAUCCGUACUA
Messenger RNA from Chiroxiphia lanceolata (lance-tailed manakin), 4495 nucleotides. RefSeq names its product Rho guanine nucleotide exchange factor 26 (gene ARHGEF26). Lineage: Eukaryota; Metazoa; Chordata; Aves; Passeriformes; Pipridae. The coding region runs from base 21 to 2675 and encodes 884 amino acids. The transcript has 15 exons. Gene Ontology annotation, molecular function: guanyl-nucleotide exchange factor activity; protein binding. Gene Ontology annotation, biological process: activation of GTPase activity. The record is from RefSeq and is a predicted model, not a curated record.